CUCGCACCGAGGCAGGGAUCUCGAUGACCCCGCCGACUCCGACUACCCCAUUCCGCGCCGAACUGCUCACUGCAGCCCGUACCGCCCAUCCUAGAUCUGCUUGCAUUGUCCCUAAACUAUCCCCAUCAUCUACUAUAGUCUGCACCCGUUCUACCCAGGCGUUUACCCUACAGUACAGACAAAAUGUGGGGGCCAGCCUCCUAUCUCCUGCCACUCAAUGUCCUGACACGCUAGCACCCCUUUUUGCAAUUCACAGUUAGCUGGUAGACAAUACAUUCCGAGCCAAUCUCCUGUGCGAUUAAUCGACAAUUCAUUUCUCUUAUUUCUUCGCCAAGCCAAGACAUGAUGACCACACGUCCGCCCCUCCGCCUGCAUUUUUACCAUCUCAGCCCAGCAAGGGAAGGCGCGAGAAGAGACAGUGUCUAGACACGCCACCUGACACGCAGGAUGAGAGGUCAACUAUCGAAUGCUCUCCCAGCCCCGUCGCCAUUGUUAAGACACGCAAUGGAAAAAUAUCAGCAGUCAAUUGCAUCCGACAGAAAUCGUGAUAUUAGCCAGGACUGGCAGGCUACUAAUACCCAAAGACCGUUUCAGCCAGAGCUUGUACGCGCUAAAAUUGUCAGGGUAAUGGAAUCUGUUCCAUUCAAUGAAGACCAGGGGGUUUACACAGCUCGAAAUCCUCUUAUUUAUCGGGUACGCAGCCUUAUUCGCACUCAAGCUGUAGGAUGUUCGCUUUGCGCUUUCUAUGAGUGGGGUCCAAUCGUCGAAACACAUAAGCUCAAACGCUGUUCACAUCGAGACGCCCUGGUCUUGACGGACGAGAAGGAUACAAGAACGAAAACGCGACAGCAACACAUGGGGAGACGUUUUUUGGUACUUGCAUACAGCUAGUUAGAAAAUUCUGCCCGUCUGAACAGCCCUUUGAUGACCGUGCAUCUUAUCUCACUAUGGGGCUGUUAUCGAUAAGCAUUCGGUAAGAAGGGCUACCAUUCCGCCUUGGGUUAAUGUGCCAUUACAG
Molecule: messenger RNA, 1018 nt
Organism: Fusarium redolens
Lineage: Eukaryota; Fungi; Ascomycota; Sordariomycetes; Hypocreales; Nectriaceae
Exons: 1
Coding region: 448-891 (147 amino acids)
Source: RefSeq, a predicted model, not a curated record